This is a messenger RNA of Thalassophryne amazonica, 5512 nucleotides long. It is a transcript of the gene nckap5l, whose product is annotated as NCK-associated protein 5-like. Gene Ontology annotation, biological process: microtubule bundle formation; microtubule depolymerization. Lineage: Eukaryota; Metazoa; Chordata; Actinopteri; Batrachoidiformes; Batrachoididae. The record is from RefSeq and is a predicted model, not a curated record. Gene Ontology annotation, cellular component: microtubule plus-end. The transcript is spliced from 13 exons. Bases 392 to 4720 code for a protein of 1442 amino acids.
AACAAUGGGAGAUAUGGCAGCCUCUGCAGACAGCACAGACAGACACACAAUGCACAUGCCCAAGGACGGGCCUGUUCUAGCGGUAGCGUAGAGGAAACCGGCUUCCUCGUCACACUCACAGUGUGACUGCAGCUUUAACAGGGGGAUGGAUAAUAAUCUCUGUAACCGGAAAGCAAAAAUGUAAUGUUUGAGCGUGCUUUUUUUUUUUUUUUUUUCUUUCUUUCUUUUCUUGUUUUGUACUUGUCAUUUUGUCCUGCUACAUGGAGUUCUGGGAUGUGCUGAGUGAAUGACAGAAGGCAGCAGCAAGCUCCAUGGUUGUACUGUUGGGAGACAGAGGUGCCUGACAGGAGACUAACUCCUCUUCAAGGAUCAGCGAGAGCUAAUAUCACAGAUGAUAACAAUGUCUGAUGAGAUGGAACAGAGAACAUGCAAUGAGGAGUUUGGCUCAGAUGAGGAGGGGGAGGAGGCAGACGUGGAGUCUUACCUGGAGGAUAACAGCAGUGAGCUUAUGGACCGACUGAGAGAGCUGGAGGCGGAGAAUUCUGCCCUGAUGCUGGCCAAUGAGAGUCAGAGAGAGGCGUACGAGCGAUGUUUGGAUGAGGUGGCCAACCAUGUGGUGCAAGCUCUGCUAAACCAAAAGGAUCUGAGGGAGGAGUGCAUCAAGCUGAAGAUGCUGGUGUUUGACUUGGAGCGACAGAACCGAGCACUCUGUGAGCUUUUUCAGCAAAAACUGCCCAAUCAUCCCACUGCUCACUACCAGGUCCAGGCGGGUCCCCUCCCAGACUACAAUGCACAGCUGCACAAUGACUCUGCCAAACAGGUGGAGCCAGCACAGACUGAAGCACAAGCCAAGGGAAAUGGCUACCGCACACAACAUGCCUCGCCUGGCCCGCGUGGCCCCGCCACCUCCAUGGAGGCUCUUUCCCCCUUCUUUAAGAAGAAAGCACACAUCCUAGAGGUCCUUCGCAAAAUGGAGGAGACAGACCCUCUCAAGUUCCACCCCUCCACUGCUGGCAUGUCUUUCUGUGACUUCAGCCAGGUGCUAAUGUCUACAGAGGCUGUUUUGGCUACUGCAGACCCUCUUCCACUCCAGUGCAAAUCCCACCACACACACUGCCACUGCUCCCACAGUGACACUGACACACAACAGCAUGUCAACAGCGAAGGAGCAGUGAAGUGUGAGGGAACAAAUGCCUGCUGUUUACACUGCAAGAGGAGCCCAGGAAGUCCUCCAAAGACAUGCAACCAUGUCUGUAGUCCUUCAGUAGCCAGCUCAGCCACCCAGAGCCACGUAGUUCCUGCGGCUGCUACAAGUGAAUGUCACAGUAAGAGCAGAACUGCAGAGUUUGUUCCCCCGUCUAAACAACGUGUCAAGAAUGAUGGCCACCAGCAAACGGCAGGCACCAUCAACCUUCCGUCUGUUAACAAAAUAGCCGAUCAGAUGGUAGAGGUGAUGGCAGUGGAACAGGAGCAGAACGACAUGGAGAAGCUUCAGAACACCAGUGUCUUAAACGAACUCACUGGUUUCUGUCCCUCCUCCCACCUGAUGAGUUCUGUGAAGGAGAGCGGAGAGAUCUCCCAAAGUCACACUAACUGUGUUCCCGAUGGCUCAUCACUCUCCACAAUCAACAAUGCCAUAUCAAAUGACCCCUCAGCUGUCCCAGACAAAGACACAGACCAAGAGGCCUCCUCUGUGAGAGCCGGGGCCUCUGUCAGCCCAAGCUCCUCCUGCCUCACCGAUGUCAAAACUGCUGCCAUUAACUCUCCAUCCAAAUUGCUAAAAUUUUUGAAGAUCCCCUCAAUAGGGGAGAAGUCUCAGGCUUCAAACCCAUCUGUCCGGCUGAGCCCCCAGCUCACCCGCAACUCCAGGAUCCCCUGUCGAACCAAUAACUAUGAAGUAUACCAUUCUCCUGUUCCUACUCGCAGAGCCACCACCACAGAGAGGUGCAGGCAGCCCCCACCGCCACCCUCCAGGUCUGAGUCCUACCCAGCCACACAUUCUGCUCCAACAUCCCCACCACAGCAUGAGGAUGCUUCCUCCACACCAGCUAAGGAAAUAAUCUACAGCAGCCUCUCUGCACCUAAAGGCACAGCUUACUCCAAAAUUGGCCCUGCUGCUCCUUCCUCCACAUCCACCUCCUCACCAAAAGGAUCUCAAAUAGUCCCCCAUUAUGAAAACAUCUGUGAUAUAUCGGUGGCCUCAAGAGAAAAAGGGCCAACCCUGGGUCUUGAGAAGAGAACUACGCUGCCCUCACAAUCAAAGGCAAACUGUGGUGAGAGGAAGCUGGUUAAAUCACUUCCAGAAAGUGUCCUCAACACAAGUCCUCAACAAAAGCAGUCAUCUUCCUCAACAUCAGAGUCCACAUCAGAUGAUGAAGAAUAUUCAGAUAGUCCAGUGUGGGUAAACCACCGUGGCCUGCUCAACUCAUCCGCUCUCAGCAAAGCUCAGGGCAGAGCUAACUACUCACAGACGACGGACACAAGGGAGGCUACUGUCACAAACUCUGAAGUUGCCCAGCAACCACCUUCAGCCAGGAGGAAUGAUUCCUCUUCCAUUCCCAAGUGGCCUGGGACUGGUUCAGUGAGAUCUCAGGUUGAUUCUAGUCACCAUGCCUUCAAAGACAGGCUGGCUGCACUUGGAAAACUGCGGAGCUCUGAGGAUUUACAGGUCAAUCUGAGGUCAGUGGAUGUAGUCAGUGCACAAUGCAGUGAGAGCAGUAUCACCUACGGCGAUGAACGCAGUAAGACCACAGAGAGACCUAUAGAGCACCUCAAAGAGGAGCAGAGACAUUCUAAAUACACAGACUCUUUGGAUAGUAAACCCAAAGGUGCUAGUAGUGGGUUAAAAUACCCGGGGCAAUCACAUGUGUAUGAACCCGGGGUGAAAUCUUCUAGUCCUAAUGUGGUUAAACCAGAAUUGUGUGUGACCAAGACAGAAGUCUCCAAAAGUAAAACAGGUCUGCCUUCCCCCAACACAGAUGCUCCCCAGGUGCUACGCAACAACAUGAAGUGUCCUGGCUCCUUGAAUCUGGUGUAUAAUAUCAAACCUGGUGUCAGUCCCCACAGCAGCAACAGCCCCAGCAAAGUACCCCCCAAGUCACCCUCCAAACCUUGUCAGGGACCGUCCGUCCACAGAGGAGGGAAACCAACAGACGCCCCGCGUUACUCAUCCAAAUCAGAGGAGAGGACCAAGAUCGGUGGGAAGGGGAAAAAGAAUCCUAUGUAUGGAGACAGCCUCCCCCCUCCUCCUCCAAGACCUCCAACAUCUGAAACCCAUGGAGACAAGCCAUUGCAGCCAGUCCUGAGCCUGCAAUCUGCUAUUGAGCAGAAGGUGAUGAAAGGUAUAGAAGAAAAUGUUUUGAAGCUCCAGGAGCAAGACAGAGGAGGGCAAAGCAGUGAGGUCAAGCAGAAAGCCUCCAAUGGCAUCGCAAGCUGGUUUGGCCUGAAGAAGAGCAAGCUGCCGGCAUUGAACCGCAAGACGGACGCAACCAAAGCAAAGGACGAGAAGAGGGAGUGGAAGAUCAACAUCCCUUCAGUGGGGAGGGAUUCUGUGAAAAUGGCCACCAGGUGCAAAGAAGGAGUGGAAGGUCUGAACAUCUCCACUCUGAUGGAGAAGGCAGAGGGGCUGAGGAGAGCGCUGGAGGAGGAGAGAGCGUAUGUGGAACGCUCAGGCAGGGGUCACUCCUGUGAAGUGGUGAUGGACCAGGCUCAGGGACAGCUGGCUGUCAUGUACAGGGGAGCGCGCUCUGACAACUUUAUGCAACAGCUGCUAAACAGAGUGGAUGGGAAAGAUGUUAUCGUUCCACAACGCCGGCUCUCGUUUGAUUGUAAGACCUCCAAGCAGGUGUUUAGUCAACAGAGUGAUGUCAUCACUCACACCACCAGCAGUGACGACAUGGACAAGGAAUCAGGUCGAAUUGGAAACGUGACAUCAGAUGAGAACAUUGCAGACUCUGUUCACUCGCAACACUUUGCAGGUUCUGGUGCUUCCACAUACACCCUAGACAGUGGCAUUGGUACGUUCCCUCUGCCUGACUGCAGUAGUAGUGGAGCAGGAAGGGGAGUGUCCAAGGCAAGGGUCGGGGCGGAGCACCAUUCCUCGGGCUCUCCAGGGAGAGCUGGGCGACGUGCUCGCACCCUGGACAGGGAGCUGCCGCCACAGGAUGAGAGCAUUGUGCCGCACAAGCAGCUGAUACCCACAAUUCAGUACAGCUCGGUGCUGGAGGGAAGAAGCUCAGCCGGCAUUAUCCAUGAAGGUGCCAAUAAAACUGCCCCAUUAACACGCAACAGCUUGACAAAAUCAGACAAAGAGGCCCACGGAGGCAACAUGUUCUCCACUCGCACCAAGACGUGGACCUUCCCCAACCUGAAAACCCCAGCAGGUCCUGCAGAGGUGUACCUGGCUGUGGAGGAGGAGGAGGAAGAGGAGGAGGUGUCGUUUGGAACGCCGUUCAGAGGGAGCAUGAAGACGGAUGGAUCCUCUUCCAGCCGGGGGGUUGACCCAGCCAGUCUACCUGUCCCUGCACAGAUAGGCAUCAGCCGCAGGGGAAAAACUCGUACUCCCAGUGUCCCUGAGAUGAGCCGGGAGGCAGGGCUAGAGCUGCUUAGAGAGCGGCCAGAGGAAGCUCUGUCCCCAAGCCGCCCUCAGGUCCUAGAGACCCCCGAGUCGCUCAGCGACUCGCUGUACGACAGUCUGUCGUCCUGUGGUAGCCAAGGAUGAUCCAUCCAAGGACGGUGGGGAGGAAGCACCUGCUGGUGAGCGUCCAUAAGACCCAGCAUCCUCCUGAACACAUCUUGUCGUUUCUGGCUGCAGUUUCGCUGCUGACCUUUGAGUAACACAUCAGAAACUGAGCCACAGCUCCAGUGCUGUCUCAUUGUGUCUCAGUUGCAACUGGAAAGACGGCCUGAUGGGCUUCUCCUCAGGAUUUCCAUUAACCGUAAAGCCAAAACGCCACCUGCUGGUUGGACACUUUUUCCACAGGCUGUGGAGCGCUCUCUAAUGUGUAUAGGAAAAGCAUGGCCAAGCUAAUCGUUAGCACAAAGACUGUCAGAAAAAUCCGUGUUCAGCUUUUGCCCUCGUUGUUUCAGAGGGAUCUUUGUUAUGGAAGUGUUGACAUACUGUACCACCACAUCCACUCCGUUCCACAUUUCACCACGUAAUGUACCAAGGAGAGGGAAGGGGGAAAAGAGUUUGAUUGCUAAAUUGAUGCAUCACAGUUUGAAAUGUAUAAACAUUUCACAACCGGUGAGGUUGUUAAUGUUUAAGUCAUAAUACAUUUGAAGGUAAUAUAUACCAGCAAUAAUAGAUAAGAGAAAUGGCUACACUAUUCAGUUAUGUAUUUGUAUUAUUUAUUUUAAAUGUACAUCUUUUCUUGUCAUUUAUAAUCUUCCAAUGAAUGUUGCUGUUUCUUCACCUUAGUAUUAGAUUUUGUUGCUGUUUGUUCCUUAGCUAAUAGAAAUCUUGCGCACCGACUGCUGUUUUUCAACUUUUUAAUUAAAACAUUUUGAUUUA